Messenger RNA from Cornus florida, 457 nucleotides. RefSeq names its product transcription factor RADIALIS-like. The transcript has a single exon. The record is from RefSeq and is a predicted model, not a curated record. Lineage: Eukaryota; Viridiplantae; Streptophyta; Magnoliopsida; Cornales; Cornaceae. Bases 206 to 457 code for a protein of 83 amino acids. Gene Ontology annotation, molecular function: DNA-binding transcription factor activity.
CAUCUGUUGACUCUCUCUCCCUCAUCCUCCUCACUGUUCCUUUGCCUUUUAGCUAUUCCUUUCCAUUUCCUUCUCUUUUCACCUUGAAUUCAUCGAUUCUCCUAGCUAGACCAUCCCAAACAGCUGAUUCUUAUAAUCACCCUAAAUUGUUCCAUUUCUUCCUUGUUUUCCUUUCCUUCCUUGCAUUAAAAACUCUAGAAAAGAAAUGGCAUCCAGCUCAAUGUCCUCCCGCAGCUGGACUGCUGAGCAGAACAAAGCCUUCGAGAAGGCUCUGGCUGUGUAUGACAAGGACACCCCUGACCGUUGGCACAAUGUCGCCAGGGCCGUUGGAGGGAAAACCGCGGAGGAAGUGAAGAAGCAUUAUGAAGUCCUUGUGGAGGACGUCAAGCACACGGACUUGAUUGUCCCCCAUCUCUCUCUAUUUUUUUCUCUCUCUCACACUCACACAUUGGAAUGA